GAGGGAAUUGAUGAAAUCAAGGGGAUUGAAGAAAAAUCGUUCUUACAGCUGGGUUCAGAUUCGAGAUGAAGUCCAUGCUUUUGGAGUUGGAGAGAGACUGGAGAGACUGAAUUCAGAUUGCUUGCUGGCAGAAUCCUAAUACAUAUGAUACUGAAAUUAUGAUUUGAGGGACUGCUGAGAUUUUUAGAAGAUCAAUUUGGAACAUUCAAAGAAAAGGAGUUGAGUUCUUCUAAUUGCUAUCAAUGAAGUGGAACAGGACCUUUUAAGGCCUCCUGUUCUAGCCUCACCAGCCGCAUGAAUAGAAUCCAAGCUUCUUAGGACAAUGUAGUCGGAGCCGAUUCAUCAGCUAACUAGAUCGUGGCAAUUGUGAUGUUCUCAUGCAGCUGAAUGCAGUCGCUUUCUUCGCAACCAAAGGUGCGAAGAGGAUCAAAUUACUCGUCUUCCUCAGGAUAGUAAAUAAAAAAUGUGGAGGAGGCUUCCAAAAGGCAGUGGCAGCAGAAGCAGCCAAUCUCUUGGAGGCCACAGGUCCCAGUGGGAUCAAACCAAGUGGUACUUUAAAGAUAUGUUUAGAGGAAGAGAAUGAACUGAAAACAGCAGGUUCAUCAAUUGAUGAAUCUGAAGAAAAUGAGGAUGCAAAGUUUGCAAGACUAUUGCACGAAGAAUACUGGAAAUCGAUGAAACAAAAAAAAGAAACCUCUACCACAUCCGGAGGCAUUGGUGUUCACGUCCCUUGAGAUUACGCUACAAUUAUUGAUGAUGUACAAAUGUGGUGACAUGGAUGAUUGCAUCUCAACCACUGAUGUUGCUGAAUUAGAUGCAUCACUUGAUGAGAAGGUGAAAAACGAUUUGCCACUGCCAGGAACUUAUCAAUGGAGGGCCUCCCUAUGGUGGUGUUCUUUCUUGUUUUUCUUCUGAUAUGAACAGGUUCAACACCAGUACAAUUGAGUUCAGUAUGAAAUGAUACUGGCAUUCUUAUCG
This is a messenger RNA of Fragaria vesca subsp. vesca, 978 nucleotides long. RefSeq lists its product as uncharacterized. The transcript has 4 exons. NCBI's taxonomy places the organism in Eukaryota, Viridiplantae, Streptophyta, Magnoliopsida, Rosales, Rosaceae. Gene Ontology annotation, biological process: RNA modification. Gene Ontology annotation, molecular function: RNA binding; protein binding. Bases 378 to 734 code for a protein of 118 amino acids. The record is from RefSeq and is a predicted model, not a curated record.